Messenger RNA from Brachypodium distachyon (stiff brome), 2189 nucleotides. RefSeq names its product flavonoid 3'-monooxygenase CYP75B3. Gene Ontology annotation, molecular function: monooxygenase activity; iron ion binding; oxidoreductase activity, acting on paired donors, with incorporation or reduction of molecular oxygen. The transcript is spliced from 2 exons. Bases 501 to 2189 code for a protein of 562 amino acids. The record is from RefSeq and is a predicted model, not a curated record. NCBI's taxonomy places the organism in Eukaryota, Viridiplantae, Streptophyta, Magnoliopsida, Poales, Poaceae.
UCAUGGAGUGGAAAGUUAUUGCAAUUUGCAAAGCACCUAAUUCAAAUUCAUGCGCAUAACAGAAUACUGAAAUUAUUAUUAAAAAACAGAACACUCAAAUUAGAUACAUUCAAAUUGCAUGCCCAGAGUACUAGCAUGCCAGAUAACCACAGUGCCCAAUUGUACUGCAAGUGCUUGGUAUUCCAUGCAACAAGCAUGGCACAGGGGGGUCCCUUCCCCACCUGAGUUCUUGUGGCAAAAUGAACGCCCCCAAGACUAGAAGCAAGAAGGCCCUCUCAAAAAAUAGAAAAUGAAAGCAAGCCGCCUCUGACCCCCAUGAAGCAGAGAGGAAGGCCUUCCUCUCCACCCGUCCCUGACUGCCGCCAUGCCUCCCUGCCGCCUCCUAGUGUAAGAUCUCUAGAUCCUAUCCCUUAUUGACGAUGUCCCCUUGAAUUUGCCACCAUGGAAUUUACUAGUUUAACACUGAAUUUGCCUUUGGUACUUGGUUUAACGUUAAGACCAUGGUAAAUUCUGUAGGUAGGAAGAGUGGACAAGCGUUAGCUUGUUCAGUGAAGACGAGUUUUUAUGCCCCUCUAAACCCGGCACCCGCACAUCCAACGUGCUUCCCUCCCGUUCAACAAACCAUGGAGGACAUGCCACUUCCGCUUCUGAUUGGUUCCCUGUUCAUAAUUCUCGCCAUGUGGUACAUUCUCUUCCACCAUGGCAGCGAAAAUAAUGCCAAGUGGUCGCGACUGCCGCUGCCACCUGGUCCGUGUGGGUGGCCUUUACUGGGUAACCUGCCACAGCUUGGCGCGAAGCCGCACCACACGAUGUGUGCGCUAGCGUGGGAGCACGGCCCUCUAUUCAGGCUCCGGCUCGGCAGCACCGAGGUGGUGGUGGCCUCGUCGGCCGGGAUUGCCAUGCAGUUCCUGCGCCACCAUGACGCCAACUUCAGCAACCGCCCUCCCAACUCUGGCGCCGAGCACAUUGCGUACAAUUACCAGGAUCUGGUGUUUGCUUCCUACGGCACACGGUGGCGCGCGUUGCGUAAGUUGUGUGCACUCCACCUCUUCUCAGCCAAGGCGCUCAACAACCUCCGCAAUGUUAGGGAGGGCGAGGUCAGGCUAAUGGUAAGGGAGCUAGCGUGGGCAGCAGCUGGCCCUGCGCCAGCAGUUGCGCUGGGGCAGCAGGCUAACAUGUGUGUGACAAACACGCUGGCUCGGGCGACCAUCGGAAGACGCGUGUUCGCAGUCGACACUGCCAGGGAGUUCAAGGAGAUGGUAGUAGAGUUGAUGCAGCUCGCAGGCGUGUUCAACUUGGGUGACUUCGUACCAGCGCUUCGGUGGCUGGAUCCACAGGGUGUUGUUGCCAAGAUGAAGAGGCUGCACCGCCGGUAUGACAACAUGAUGAACGGGUUUAUUAAGGAGAGGGAGCCUGCCUGCCUCAGUGCUGGGGCUGAAGCCAAGGACUUGCUAAGUGUGAUGCUGGUGAAGAUGCGAGAGCAGCAGCCGCUGUACCAUGAGGAGGGAAAGUUGACCAAUACUGACAUCAAAGCUCUUCUCCUGAAUCUGUUCACGGCUGGGACGGACACGGCAUCUAGCACGGUGGAAUGGGCACUGGCCGAGCUGAUCCGGCACCCAGACGUCCUCAAGCAGGUGCAGCGUGAGCUCGACGUCGUGGUGGGAAAUGAUCGCCUCGUGUCAGAGUCCGACCUGCCGGGCCUCACCUUCCUCCCCGCAGUCAUCAAGGAGACGUUCCGGCUCCACCCUCCAACGCCGCUAUCACUUCCUCGGGUGGCUGCCGAGGAGUGCGAGGUCAAUGGCUACCACAUCCCCAAGGGCACCACUCUCCUCGUCAACGUAUGGGCGAUCGCUCGUGACCCGGCCUCAUGGCCUGACCAUCCAUUAGAGUUCAGGCCCGUGCGUUUCCUCCCAGGUGGGUCACAUGAGAGUCUGGACGUCAAGGGUAGUGACUAUGAGCUCAUACCGUUUGGGGCUGGUAGAAGGAUAUGUGCGGGCCUCGGCUGGGGCAUUCAGAUGGUGACACUGAUGACUACCACACUGGUACACGCGUUCGACUGGUCCUUGGUCGAUGGUAUGACCCCAGACAAGCUGGACAUGGAAGAGGCUUAUGGCCUGACACUGCAGCGGGCCAUGCCGCUGUUUGUUCAGCCGGUGCCCAGGUUACUGCCAUCAGCGUAUGCAAUGUGA